UUGACCAAACCUGGUGCAGGGUAAGCUUUUGGCAGACAUCGUCAACCUCUCAUGAAAGCACGGCCUGAUCUCAAUGAGGGCGUAACGUUGCUGGUUUCGUGGGCUUUGAGACUGGCUCUCCAGGGACCGGCUCAUCAGGGGGACGCAGUUGCGCAGCAGCUUUUGUGUGUCGGAGAUGCCCUGGAUGUACUUCGACCUGAAGCGGCCGCACGGCCGAGGGACGCACCGAGAGUAGGUCUCAUCGUCCAGCCGUACGUUUGGGCCCUGGCUCUUGCGAUGGUCGACCUCGCCAAUCGGCGACGCAAGGGCAUUCACAGGUGCUUUGCCGACAAGGGAUCGAUCGCUUCUCUAGAAACUGGCCACGUGGCGGAAGCAAUCGAACACGAGGCAUACUCCUUUGUGGAAUUGGCUGCCGAACUCUUCGCUGCAGGCUUGACUGGGGCAGGCACGCGGACUGGCUUCGGCUGUUCCGCGGCGCCGCUUGCGCCGCUGUUCGGGGCUUGCGAAAUGUGCGAGACAACCGUCGUCAAGUGUCACCGGUUCUCUUCAACGCCCUGCCGGCCGGAGCUAUGUGUCUGUACGCAUGGCUCUUCCCACCAUGCCUGUAUUGAUCCCCGCGCGACCCCGAUUUCGUUGCCGGCUUUGACCGAGCGGCCGGGAGAGAAUGUGGUCGGAGCUCGGGCCACUUGUGACUCCCGCACCACACAAUCGGCAUCGGCUCGAUGGAACCUUGCCGCUGUGGACCUUCUUCGACGUGGUGAGAAGUUUAUUUCGUCGAUUGGACAGGCAGGAAUUCGGGACCUGUUGGGACUGAAGCGGACGGUGGGAAGCAUUGAUGGUUGCCUUCCCCCCUCUCGCCGUGUCCUAUUGAAGGCCAUCAACAAGCCACACUUGUUGGUGGUGAGCGAAGGGUGCGCUGGCACGCGUUCUUCAGGAUCAUGUCUUGCGGCUGAUGGGAGCCAAAAGAGAUCCGAGGGACGCGCGAUACUACCGAGGGCUACGACCGUCUGCAUUUUGACGGUGGGUGGCCGAGCUCUUUGCAAGCACGCCGUGCGCGCAAGAGAGGGCUGGUGGGGAGAGUGUGGGGGUACAGAAGCAGAAAAAAACGACCACGCCGAGGAGGUGACGUUGCGAUUGCUGGCGGGGGCCACGUGGGUAAACCUCCACGUGUUCGGAGGAGGAGGGAAAGAUGGCGUGCUCGAGAUACGAGAAGAGUCGGGCUACGGAGCCCGUUGGAGUGCAGAUGGUGCUGUAUUUCGAGGAUUCCUUGAGCCUCAUAUGAAGGACGGGCACGAGAAGGGCUGGAGACAUUGAUUUGGUUUCGCUUGCCUUAAAACGCAAUCGAUGUGGCUGGUGUACAUCCGGUAUCUAUAUGUUUCGUGGAGGCGCGUUCCAGCGGACGGCGACAAAUCUACACUUGACAGAGUUGCCCAGUUUUGAAUGUACUGAAGUGCAAGUGGGACAUUGGCAGCAUUUCCUCAU
Ectocarpus siliculosus is the source of this 1482-nucleotide messenger RNA. Lineage: Eukaryota; Phaeophyceae; Ectocarpales; Ectocarpaceae. The record is from the annotation of a GenBank genome assembly.